Messenger RNA from Capsella rubella, 2413 nucleotides. Its product is annotated as probable galacturonosyltransferase 3. The record is from RefSeq and is a predicted model, not a curated record. Gene Ontology annotation, molecular function: polygalacturonate 4-alpha-galacturonosyltransferase activity. The transcript is spliced from 9 exons. NCBI's taxonomy places the organism in Eukaryota, Viridiplantae, Streptophyta, Magnoliopsida, Brassicales, Brassicaceae. The coding region runs from base 119 to 2212 and encodes 697 amino acids.
CGUGGCCUACCAAAGAACUGCGUGUGGUUCUUGUCAUCACGAAACGGCAGCACGUGCACGUUUCGAGAAACCACCCGACGACUAAUGUGCUUUUAAGAAAGCUGCCUGCGAUUCUCACAUGAUUCGCCGGCGGGGAUGUGGUGAUAUCAGUCAGAUCCAGAUGACGUUCUCGAGAUGCUCCGUUUCUCUAUUUCACGCCUUCGUAUGGCUGAUAUUCCUACAUGCUGUUGGAGCCGUUUUUGAGUCACAGGCACCCCACAGAGAACUUAAAGCUUAUCGUCCCCUGCAAGAUUGUCGUGGAUGUAAUAAUGUAAAGGAUGUGUACGCUUCCUCAGCUGCUGCAGUGCACUACGAUCCAGAUCUGAAAGAUGUGAACAUAGUUGCCACAUACAGUGACCAUUAUGGCAAUAUACGGCUUGGUAGUGUGAAAAUGGGGGAUCUUUCAUCUUCUUGGGUUUUGGAGAAUCCUACCCUUCAAGUUAGCGGCAAGAAAAAAGGUUCGCAGCUAGUGAUACCACGGGAGUCAUUUCAAAAUGAUACUAGAGUGGACGAUGCAAGUCAUUCUACAACUAAUCAGUCUGAUGAAACUGAAAAUCAGUUUCCACACAUGGAAUUUGCAAGCCCAGCAAAACUGAAGCGUCAGAUUUUACGCCAGGAAAGGAGAGGUCAACGAACUCUUGAACUGAUCCAACAAGAAAAGGAGACUGACGAGCAGAUGCAAGAAGCAGCCAUUGAGAAGUCAAUAAGCUUUGAAAACUCAGUGAUUGGGAAAUACAGUAUAUGGAGGAGAGACUAUGAGAGCCCAAAUGCGGAUGCUAUCUUGAAGCUUAUGAGAGACCAGAUCAUAAUGGCUAAAGCAUAUGCAAAUAUUGCCAAAUCAAAAAAUGUAACCAAUCUGUACGCAUUCUUGAUGCAGCAGUAUGGAGAAAAUCAACGUGUUAUAGGAAAAGCAACCUCUGAUGCUGACCUUCCUUCAAGUGCUCUUGAUCAAGCAAAAGCCAUGGGCCACACCCUCUCUCUUGCGAAAGACGAGUUAUAUGACUGUCAUGAACUUGCGAAAAAGUUCCGGGCCAUGCUUCAAUCCACUGAACGCAAAGUAGAUGGACUGAAGAAAAAGGGCACCUUCUUAAUUCAGUUAGCUGCCAAAACCUUUCCCAAGCCAUUGCAUUGCCUGAGUCUGCAAUUAGCGGCAGACUAUUUUAUUUUAGGUUUCAAUAAAGAGGAUGCAGUCAAAGAGGGGGUCAGUCGAAAAAAGUUUGAAGAUCCUUCUCUCUAUCACUAUGCGAUAUUUUCUGAUAAUGUUCUGGCCACAUCUGUGGUGGUCAACUCCACUGUUUUGAAUGCAAAGGAACCGCAGAAGCAUGUGUUCCAUAUAGUAACAGACAAAUUGAAUUUUGCUGCAAUGAAGAUGUGGUUUCGCGUCAGUGCUCCUGCUGAUGCGACAAUUCAAGUUGAAAACAUCAAUGACUUCAAGUGGCUGAACUCCUCUUAUUGCUCUGUUCUACGGCAGCUCGAAUCUGCAAGGCUGAAAGAAUACUACUUCAAAGCAAAUCAUCCUUCAUCUAUUUCUGCUGGCGCAGACAAUCUUAAGUACCGCAACCCAAAGUAUCUAUCAAUGCUGAAUCAUCUCAGGUUCUACCUUCCUGAGGUUUAUCCGAAGCUGGACAAAAUCCUGUUUCUAGACGAUGAUAUUGUGGUGCAAAAGGACCUGGCACCUCUAUGGGCAGUAGACAUGCAAGGGAAAGUGAAUGGUGCGGUGGAGACAUGCAAGGAGAGCUUCCACAGAUUUGACAAGUACCUCAACUUCUCUAAUCCAAAAAUCUCAGAGAAUUUCGACGCAGGUGCUUGCGGGUGGGCAUUUGGCAUGAAUAUGUUUGACCUGAAAGAGUGGAGGAAACGGAACAUUACAGGGAUAUAUCACUAUUGGCAAGACAUGAAUGAAGACAGAACACUGUGGAAGCUGGGUUCGUUGCCACCGGGGCUGAUCACAUUUUAUAACUUGACAUAUGCAAUGGAGAGGAGCUGGCACGUGCUGGGGCUGGGAUACGACCCAGCGCUGAACCAAACAGCAAUAGAGAAUGCAGCGGUUGUGCAUUACAAUGGGAACUAUAAGCCAUGGCUGGGAUUGGCAUUCGCCAAGUACAAACUGUACUGGUCCAAGUACGUUGAGUACGAUAAUCCGUAUCUGCGUCGUUGCAACAUCAACGAAUGAAUGAAGAGAGUGGAUGUAGAUGAAGCACACUUGGAAAACAAAAUAAGAGAAACUGUUUUCAGUAUACAUUAGUAAGGAACCAAGAGAGAGGGAGGAUUAGUACGAAAUAGUAUUUUAGUAGUAACUCUUGUUUUAGCAAAGAAAACCAUAAUACAAUAUUACCAACUUUCACCGACCCAAAUAAAAAAGCUCAUCUUUUCA